Messenger RNA from Xenopus laevis (African clawed frog), 1583 nucleotides. RefSeq names its product solute carrier family 25 (mitochondrial oxoadipate carrier), member 21 L homeolog (gene slc25a21.L). Gene Ontology annotation, molecular function: carboxylic acid transmembrane transporter activity. Gene Ontology annotation, biological process: carboxylic acid transmembrane transport; transmembrane transport. Bases 291 to 1130 code for a protein of 279 amino acids. The transcript has 11 exons. Gene Ontology annotation, cellular component: mitochondrial inner membrane; membrane. The record is from RefSeq and is a predicted model, not a curated record. NCBI's taxonomy places the organism in Eukaryota, Metazoa, Chordata, Amphibia, Anura, Pipidae.
UACGAGAAGCGUUUAUUUGCGUUCCAGUGUGGUUUGUCCAUCACUUCCUGCUUCCUGGUUUCCGGUCUGGCAACAUGGGCACAGGGGGUGGGGCGGGAAUGGUUGUGUCUAGUUCCUAGUGGGUUUAAGGACGGCGUACCUCUUGGAAUUUAACCUGCUAUCUGGUCGCUAGAAGUCACAGGCCCCGACAGACAGAAAACUAUUGCUCGGCUAAAUGCGUGUACUUUGAUCUUAAAAAGCAUUCCAGUGAGCUCUAGCCUUGUGCCGUGACUGCCGACUCUUAAAUCACCAUGCCUUCUCCUACCCACACCAGUUUUUGGACUGAAGCGUCUCAACAGGUCCUGGCAGGUGGAUCUGCAGGUCUGGUAGAAAUUUGCCUGAUGCACCCUCUGGAUGUGGUGAAAACUCGGUUUCAGAUUCAGAGGAGCAAGUCAGAUCCAACAAGUUAUAAGAGCUUGGGUGACUGCUUCAAGAAGAUUUAUCGUUCUGAAGGGCUGCUUGGAUUCUACAAAGGGAUACUGCCUCCUAUCCUAGCAGAGACACCCAAACGUGCUGUAAAGGUGUUUGCAAUUGCUGGUUUAGGAUCAGGACUUACCGAAGCCAUUGUGGUCAAUCCAUUUGAGGUAGUCAAGGUCGGACUUCAAGCUAACCGUAAUGCUUAUGCCCAGCAACCAUCCUCUUUUGCUCAAGCACGACACAUAAUAAAAACGCAAGGGAUUGGCCUUCGAGGAAUUAAUAAAGGACUGAGUGCCACACUAGGACGCCAUGGUGUGUUUAAUAUGGUCUACUUUGGGUUCUAUUUCAAUGUGAAAAAUGCAGUACCAGUAAAUAAGGACGCAACUCUGGAGUUCCUCAGAAAGUUCGUGAUUGGUUUGGCCUCUGGGACCCUGGCCUCCAUUAUUAACAUCCCGUUUGAUGUAGCCAAAAGUCGGAUUCAAGGGCCACAACCAGAACCUGGUGUUAUUAAGUAUCGCAGCUGCUGGAAGACUAUUAUUACAGUGUACAAGGAGGAAGGGUUCCUAGCUCUUUAUAAAGGUCUUCUUCCCAAGAUAAUGCGACUUGGGCCUGGAGGAGCAGUAAUGUUGUUGGUAUAUGAGUAUUCCUAUGCCUGGCUUCAGAAACACUGGUGACCAAAGAUGGAGUAACUGAAUUCUGUAUGUAAAAUGUUAUGCCCAGAGGCACAAGCAAAAACGUGAAUUUGAUAUAAGAAUGUUUUAAUAAUGUGAAUUAGUUCCAUUUAAUCUGCACAAUUAAUUAGACAACUAGAACAAUUCUGAUGUUUGAGAACUGCUGGAUUCAGCGCAAUGUCUUCUCUGGAGUUCCAGACAAUAUUCAUCCACUAAGAUGUAGACUUGGUGACAGCAAGAUCCUGCAACUCCUCCACACAGUAUUAGAAACUAUUAUUCUUCAGCAUCCAUCUAUGUAAAUAAUUCUGGUGCACGUUGUGCCUCCUUAUUUCACAUUUUAUGGCUGUAGUAUCAGAGCAGUCAGAGGUUGGAUAGCUGCCUUUUCUUUUGAAACCAACACCGAAGUAUACAUGAUGUAGAAACAUUUUCGUAAUAAAAAAUGACAAUACUCGCAAA